Zonotrichia albicollis (white-throated sparrow) is the source of this 1628-nucleotide messenger RNA. The record is from RefSeq and is a predicted model, not a curated record. NCBI's taxonomy places the organism in Eukaryota, Metazoa, Chordata, Aves, Passeriformes, Passerellidae.
CUGGAGAACAUGGAGAACCUGCUGAAGAACAGGAAUUUCUGGAUCCUGCGGCUGCCCCCGGGGGCAAAAGGGGAAGUCCCCAAGGUCCCCGUGGCCUUCAACGACGCCUCGUUUAACUUCUCUGAGGAGGAGUGGAAGAGCCUCAACGAGUGGCAGAAGGAGCUCUACAGGCACAUCAUGAAAGGCAACUACGAGGCCGUCAUCUCCAUGGACGCUGCCAUUUCCAAGCCUGACCUGCUGACACGGAUUGAGCAGGGGGAGGAUCCCAACGCGGAGGAUCAGGAGGACUCUGAGGGAGGAGAGACCCCCACAGACCCCACCACCGAGUUUUUCUUCCCUGGGCCCGAUGACAGCUCGUGGGGUAAAUAUGAAGAGACUCUGGCUGAAAGCCACGAAGGCUCUGAGGAAGAGGAGAGCAUGGAGGUCCCUGGUACAUACGAACAGCCGUGCGAUGAGGAAGGCUCCGAGCGCCUGGAGCUUUCCAGGUCGUCGACAGGAAAGUGGGAAGAGGAGGAGGAGAUGCAGUCGAGCAGCAAGAGCCAGAGUGGGUCGGCCCCGCCGCAGCGAACGGCGACGGGCAACGGGCUGAGGCGCUCGGUGCGCCGCGGGAGAGACUUGGCCAGGAAGGAUCCCGAGGAGGCGGCGGCCGACAAGGGGCCCUACAUCUGCCACCAGAUCACCCAUGUCGGGGAGCGGCCCUUCACCUGCGGCGAGUGCCGGAGGAGCUUCCGCCUGCAGAUCAGCCUGCUCAUGCACCAGAGGAUCCACGCGGGCAAGAACGAGAUGGCCUUCCUGUGCCCCCAGUGCGGCAAAAACUUCACCCGGCCCUCCCACCUGCUGCGGCACCAGCGGACUCACACCGGCGAGCGGCCCUACCAGUGCAGCCAGUGCGAGAAGACCUUCAGCGAGAAGUCCAAGCUCACCAACCAUUACCGCAUCCACACGCGGGAGCGCCCGCACGCCUGCGCCGUCUGCGGGAAGGGCUUCAUCCGCAAGCACCACCUCCUGGAGCACCAGCGCAUCCACACGGGCGAGCGGCCCUACCACUGCACCGAGUGCGGCAAGAACUUCACGCAGAAGCAUCACCUCCUGGAGCACCAGCGGGCGCACACCGGCGAGCGGCCCUACCCCUGCACCGAGUGCACCAAGUGCUUCCGCUACAAGCAGUCGCUCAAGUACCACCUGAGGACGCACAUGGGAGAGUGAGGGGCUGCCGAGGCUUCCUCUCCUUCCCUCCCUCCAUCCCUCCCUUCCUCCUCGUCCUCCUUCUCCUCCACUGAUCUCUCCCACCCUCCCUCCAUCCAUCUCCCCCCACCCCGGCUCAGGGCAUGGACAUCAAGGAAGCUUUGUGUGGUAGCGCCGCUGGUCUGGUGGAGACUCGGCUGAUUGGAAAUAAAUUAAUGAAUUAAAGCAAGCAACGCGCGGCAAAAUUAAAAGAUUAUAUAUAUUAAAAAAAUUAACAGAAGCAGCUGAUUUAGGGGGAAUCCUCACCAACAAGCAAACAAACCACCAACAAAAGAAACCUGUACACAGGGUGUUUUGCCAGAGUAGGACUCGUAACUGCUUUUUAAAUCUACUGUUUGGGUUUUUUUUAAUAAAUGUGGAGGAACUUUUUAUUUGAUAAGCAA